Molecule: messenger RNA, 720 nt
Organism: Penaeus vannamei (Pacific white shrimp)
Lineage: Eukaryota; Metazoa; Arthropoda; Malacostraca; Decapoda; Penaeidae
Source: RefSeq, a predicted model, not a curated record
CGACCACCAUGCGACCAUCAACAUGAAGAGCACCAUGAUGACGACCACCAUGCCGACCAUCAACAUGAAGAGCACCAUAAGGACGACCACCAUGCCGACCAUCAACAUGAAGUGCACCAUGAGGACGACCACCAUGCCGACCAUCAACAUGAAGAGCACCAUGAAGACGACCACCAUGACGACCAUCAACAUGAAGUGCACCAUGAGGACGACCACCAUGCCGACCAUCAACAUGAAGAGCACCAUGAGGACGACCACCAUGCCGACCAUCAACAUGAAGAGCACCAUGAGGACGACCACCAUGCCGACCAUCAACAUGAAGAGCACCAUGAUGACGACCACCAUGCCGACCAUCAACAUGAAGAGCACCAUGAGGACGACCACCAUGACGACCAUCAACAUGAAGUGCACCAUGAGACGACACCAUGCGACAUCAACAUGAAGUGCACCAUGAGGACGACCACCAUGCCGACCAUCAACAUGAAGAGCACCAUGAGGACGACCACCAUGCCGACCAUCAACAUGAAGAGCACCAUGAUGACGACCACCAUGCCGACCAUCAACAUCAUGAUGACCACCAUGACCAUCCGCACCAUGAUGACGACCACCAUGACGACCAUCAACAUGAAGUGCACCAUGAGGACGACCACCAUGCCGACCAUCAACAUGAAGAGCACCAUGAUGACGACCACCAUGCCGACCAUCAUGAGAGCACCAUGA